CCACAGAAGCUCCACAGCCUCCAGACCAAACUUGAAGAUGACUCCCAAUGUCAGCCUGCUGUUGCUGCUCCUGCUCGGCCUCUCUCAGGCUCAUCCUCUCCAUGAUGAAGGAAAUGAAGAUGAAGACGACGUUGACAUCACCACCAGGAUUCUGACCUCCAACAACGCCACAAAUGAGAUCCUGCUGGAAGAUGAUGAAGGAAAUGAAGAUGAAGACGACGUUGACAUCACCACCAGGAUUCUGACCUCCAACAACGCCACAGAUGAGAUCCUGCUGGAAGGAGACCUGCUCGCUCCCAAAACCAGAAACGCCAUGAAGUGCUGGUAUCAGAGCUGCCAGUGGAAGAAAGGAAACAAUGGUCUGGUGACAAUCCCAUUCACUGUGAGCAGUCAGUUCACCAGCUGGGAAAAGCAGAAGAUCGACUCUGCCCUGAAGGUCUACCACAGCAGUACCUGCAUCCGCUUUGUCCCCCGUCAGAACCAGUAUGACUACAUCAGCAUCGAGAACAGAGCUGGAUGUUUCUCCGCUCUGGGCAGAGUGGGAGGAAGACAGGUGCUCUCUCUGAACAGACAGGGCUGCGUCUACCACGGUGUCGUCCUGCACGAGAUCAACCACGCUCUGGGCUUCCAGCAUGAGCAGACCAGGAGCGACCGUGACAACUAUGUCAAGAUCAACUGGGAGUACAUUAACCCACAGAAUGCCUACAACUUCUACAAGCAGGACACCAACAACCUGAACACUCCCUACGACUACUCCUCCAUCAUGCACUAUGGAAGAACAGCCUUCACUGUCCAGUACGGGAGAGAUACAAUCACUCCCAUCCCCAACCCCAAUGUCCAGAUCGGCCAGAGACGGGGCAUGUCCCACUCGGACAUCAUCAGGAUCAACGCACUCUAUGGCUGCUAAUAAUGCUAAUGUUAAAUGUCCUGUUUGUGUUCCUUUUUUUCUGCCAUUAAUAAAAAGCAACUACAACAUAUGAUAACUACAUUCUUUGUGAAUUCUGAUAACAGAAUAUAUGACCACAACAUGUCUCAAAUGUCCAAAAUAAAGCUAAAGCAUCA
This is a messenger RNA of Solea solea (common sole), 1062 nucleotides long. RefSeq names its product high choriolytic enzyme 1-like. Bases 38 to 907 code for a protein of 289 amino acids. The record is from RefSeq and is a predicted model, not a curated record. Gene Ontology annotation, biological process: proteolysis. The transcript is spliced from 2 exons. Gene Ontology annotation, molecular function: zinc ion binding; metalloendopeptidase activity. Lineage: Eukaryota; Metazoa; Chordata; Actinopteri; Pleuronectiformes; Soleidae.